CCCGCAUGGGGUGGUUCAGUUUACGGAAGGCGAAGGACGGGAGAGGGAUGGCUGAGGAUAACGACUGGAGGCACAAGCUCGUGAAUGAAAAUGCCAACUUGAAAAAACAGGUCAAGUUAUUGGAGGAGAAUCUGAUGCUGAAACUGAUCCUCAGUGAGAGUUACUAUGAAAAUGAUCAGAGAAGCCGAGAAUUAAAGGCCCCCAAAGCCUCAGCUUUUCCUGAAGCCUACUCCCCAGGAGAACGAGUUUUCCAUUCUGUUCCAGUCCAGGAGCACGGGGGGCCCAGCAGUACACCAGAGACUUCAGCGCCAUUCCAGACUUCAUCCCUGGAAGAUUUGCUUAUCACCCAAAUCAACAUCUCCGGCAAGGAAGAGGACACCCCAUCCUGUACUACCCCGGCCCCAGCCGCUCUGAAGGAGUUUUUCCAACCACCAGAUUUGGAGCUGUCAAGAAUGAUAGAGAGAAAGCAAACCCAGCACUUAAACCAUGUACCGAGCCUGAAGGAGAAACCGCUGCCCAAGCCCAAAGAAAUAAUCAGGAAAAAGAAAGUGUGCUUUUCCGAGAGUGUGCUGAUAGCAGAAGAUAAGACCAGGAAGAGCUAUUAUCUAAAUGCACAGCAGGGAAAGGUUAUGAAAACGCCGGAGAUCUUGGGCUCACUUCGACACUCCGUAUUGGAUGAAUUCCCUUCUUCCUCCGUCAACGCUCCAAAUGAGGAAGGCGCUUCCUCUGGCUGCUCUUCUGCUGAAAAACGGAAUAUUUUUAAAGGCUACCUCAGUGUGCCAGACUCGUCUGAACACAGAAGCCCAGAGAGGAAGUUAAGUCAACCUCUAAAUAGCGCUGAAGACGCAGAGGCCGAGAAACCGCUAGCCCAACACCAAGAAAUGCCAAAGCUAAAGAAAGUCUGUUUUUCGGAGAACCCCAUAUCUAGAGGAAAUAUGAAAAAGCCUCAGAACUAUUAUAUAAACAGUAUUGACGUACAGUGCUUCUCUGGCACCGAGAAAGAUAGACGCAUCGUCGGGGAGAUCGCCUUCCAGUUGGAUAGACGGAUCUUGGUGUAUGCUUUCCCGGGAGUGAGCAGGCUUUAUGGAUUCACGGUGUCCAAUAUCCCUGAGAAGAUCAAACAGAUUUCCAUAAACCCCCUGGAUGGUUCCGUGGAUGAGAAGAAGCGCCGGGAGCUGACACAUCGCUUCCUGGCCCUCACCACCCGGCUGGAGAAAUUUGGCUACAGAAGGGACGUGCACCCGAGGUUCUGCGAGUUCCUCAUCAACACCUUCGGCAUCCUGAAGGACCGGUCCAAGCUGCAGUCCAACGCCCUCCACAACAACCCGGGCGCCCUGCGGAAGAUGGUGAUCGACGUCGUGCCCCCUAAGUUUCUCAAGGACACCCUGUUGCUGCUGAGCUGCUUGUGUGAGCUCUCCAAGGACGACAGCAAGCCCCUGUUUAGCUGGUAAGGAGCCCCGUAGCUUACUUCCCGCCAGGAAAUAUAGAGCCCAAGAAUCCCAUUCUUAUGGAAGUCACAAAGUGCACGACUAUGAUCUUUUCUACAAUAAAUAAGCUCG
Molecule: messenger RNA, 1559 nt
Organism: Tachyglossus aculeatus (Australian echidna)
Lineage: Eukaryota; Metazoa; Chordata; Mammalia; Monotremata; Tachyglossidae
Gene: SPATC1L
Product: spermatogenesis and centriole associated 1 like
Exons: 5
Coding region: 6-1451 (481 amino acids)
Source: RefSeq, a predicted model, not a curated record